AUGGUGCACAACCUCUGCAGAGCUGUGAACGACUGGUUACGCUGUGCUGAAUGCGAUCCAAAUGUGAUGAGAAUAUUGUCCAUUCUAACUACCUGCAAUGCAACAUAUGAUGGGGUAGGAGGAGCCGUCUCGAACGAUUCAAUGCAGACUGAUGUCUCCACACCUGAUUAUGGUACGCCGAACUCCUGUUUUGGACUUGAGCAUUUCGACAUCCAUCACCCGGACUACUUAUACCAGAUUGGACAGAUUAUACUCGAAAUAUCUGCAAAUCCUCACUUGUAUAUAGACUGUCUAAAAAGUAAAGAUAUUUGGGAGUACAGCAUAUACGACCAAUUGUUUCUGGCCAUCUUCGGGGACCUGAACGUCACCGCGUAUAUGAUACAUCAACCAGAUGUGGCUGUACAUUUGCCUCUUUUGCUGGAGUGUAUAACAAACCGACCGUCCGACUGUACUUUCCCGACUCUACCCGAUCCAAACACAUACACAGUCCAGGAAAUGGUGCACAACCUCUGCAGAGCUGUGAACGACUGGUUACGCUGUGCUGAAUGCGAUCCAAAUGUGAUGAGAAUAUUGUCCAUUCUAACUACCUGCAAUGCAACAUAUGAUGGGGUAGGAGGAGCCGUCUCGAACGGUAUGUUAAAUUAA
Pecten maximus is the source of this 645-nucleotide messenger RNA. RefSeq lists its product as uncharacterized. Bases 1 to 645 code for a protein of 214 amino acids. The transcript has 7 exons. The record is from RefSeq and is a predicted model, not a curated record. NCBI's taxonomy places the organism in Eukaryota, Metazoa, Mollusca, Bivalvia, Pectinida, Pectinidae.